Messenger RNA from Athalia rosae (coleseed sawfly), 5616 nucleotides. RefSeq names its product zinc transporter 6-A-like. The transcript is spliced from 6 exons. Bases 1079 to 2491 code for a protein of 470 amino acids. Lineage: Eukaryota; Metazoa; Arthropoda; Insecta; Hymenoptera; Athaliidae. The record is from RefSeq and is a predicted model, not a curated record. Gene Ontology annotation, biological process: monoatomic cation transport; transmembrane transport. Gene Ontology annotation, cellular component: membrane. Gene Ontology annotation, molecular function: monoatomic cation transmembrane transporter activity.
AAGGACCGAUUAAAAAAGUCGAUUACGAAAAUAAAGGAAAAUAAUUAUCUUUAGACAAGUAUUCGGGCAAUUUCCUUUCAUUUCGCUUUUCCGGCUUCAAUCGAUAUCGUACGGUAGUAUAGUUCUAAGCCUCGAUGUCAAAUCUCAUAACGUGAAAAAAUGCCAAACGUAUACGUACCUCCGUGGUGAAGUCCUUUUUGCUCGUCCUCUAGCAAUAUCGCCGAUGGGUUGAGAUUGCAAAUAUUUUUCGGAGCUCUAAACCUCCCUCUAAAAAGGGUAUGGAUGUACACGAAUCUCGGAAAACACUCCACAUCGGAUGUAAUAUUCGAUCAAGAUCAAACGAAAAUUUUUUGAAACAACGAGAAUUUGAUUAAUAAUUGUUUUUUCUCUAUUUUCACGGUUAUGCAAGGAUAUUGUCGAUCGUCCGGACAUUCGUCAAACUAUUCGAUCGUUACGACGCGCGAAAUUUUGUUUUCGAGAUCCCGAUACGAGUUCUUACGUUUUUUUUAUCGUGGGUAGGUGGAAUUUUCUGUCUCAUCAAUGUGAAUUGUGAGCCCUAGAUAAUAGAAAUGGUAUAAUAUUCCUCGAGGCGAUCUUACUCCCACGUUUAGACGUGCAGCGAUCGCCGCAAAAACGGUUUUUUACGUCUGGCGUCAUCCGGCAGCUGGAAAAUUAUACGCAUAUUAUACUUAUUAUAGUCGCAAGAUUUACGGGAAAGUUUUACCUUACAAGAAGGGAGUUGCCGCUGCGUGAAUGUGGGGAACAAUCGCUCGUCUGCGGAUAACCUGCGUACCUACCUCGACCAAAAGUGCUUGAGGUGCUUUUGGAAUAUCAAUAUGAUUUGUGCCUCGCGUUUCUGUUGCUGCGGGGCAGUAAUUUGGAACGACGAACUCUCGGAACGAAGGCGCAUCCGAGGAAUACCUAUGAUUCUUCCCUUUUUUUAUCUUGCAUUUUGACAAUUCUUUAUCCCGCAAUUGAUUAACAACGUAGUUAUUCGAGAGAAGUCGGUUAUCCCAAGAUGAGUCGAAUGUGAGCGAACGAAAAGAACACGUGCAGAGAUGGAAAACAAUCUCGAGGAAUGUUCAUCUCACGACUGUUUGGAACGAUUCAUUUCUGUAUUUCAGCUCUGAGGGCGUACGUGAACACGAUACUCUUCAACACGUUUGCCCUUUUCGUGUGUCUGGUCUCCGUUUGGGUCAGUCAGAAUCUUCCCGAUCGCCCCCCGAAGGAUGACGAGGAGCCCGUGAACAAGCCAGCCUCGAAUCACUCGAGAUCGAAUUCCACGUCCGGCUAUCCGCAAUACCAGAAGAACUUCACCUCGCAUUUUCCUAGGCACUCGAUAUCCGGCCCCUGUUUAUUCAAGGACGGGACGAACGCCCACCGGCUGCAGGAAAAUGUAUCAAAAGUCGCCCCCCUAUCCAUCCUCGGACUCGAGAAGUACGAAGUUCUUGCCUUGCUCGUUUCUUCCUGCCUCGCCAUCGCAGCCGCGUCCUUGAUCGCCCUCGAAGCACUCUCGAGAAUCAAGGACCAACCGAUAAUUCACACCGGACGGCUGGGUCUCGGUGCGCUCCUCGGUCUGGCGACACACGUUAUCACGGUUUCCAGUCACCGUGACGCUGCGUUAGAUCACGUCGUCUGUAGGGCUCUACCCUGCCCUACGCUCAGAGACUACAAUCCUAUUUUCGGUGGGAACGUUCUCGGAGCCGCCAUUCUAUGCGGGACCCACCUUCUGAUCCAUUACUGCGACACCCACGUGGCCGAUACCGCAGCUGCCCUCGCUCUCGUCGCUCUCGCAACCGCGUCGAUGUUACCUCUGGCUUUUUACACGGCCAGCAUAAUACUGCAGAAACUGCCACAUUACAUGGGAGAACAGCUGGACAAGUGUCUCCGAGAGGCUCUGAACAUCGACGGUGUUCUCGAAUUCAGAAACGAAAGAUUUUGGACUCAAUCUUUCGGGAAACUCGCAGGAACGGUGCAGGUUCGAAUCCGAAGAGAUGCGAACGAAAGUCACGUCCUGGAGCGAGUAAUGGCCGGGUUGUCGCAAAUAGUCACGACCCUAACUGUCCAGGAGUUUCGAGAAACUCCCCGGGCUAACUUGGGGUCUCAACAUUGCACGGAGUAUUACAUCAACGAGUUAUUGCCAAAUGCAGGCGAGAACAAAGCCGCCAGAGUGCCGAGGAGCAACGUAGACGAGGUCGAGACAGUUUCCAUCGACGAUAUUCUAGGGGUUGAGAAGACCCCGGUCUCGACGUUUUCACUGGCCCCGAACAAAUCCGAACGUAAAUGUUCGACUUCGUAUUCGAAUCCAGCGGUUUCCUCGAAGAUGCUGACGAUAUAUCAUAACGAAAAUUUAGAUCUAAAACAUUAUAUUUUCAACCCCCGGAAAGCUAUGAACGAAAACGCCCUGCUUUUGAGGUCAAAUUUCGACGAGGAGAAAUUCACGAGCUGCGCUCUUGGGAGGGGGGAAAAUUGGAGAGCAGGGUUAACAUGAGACUAAACGAGACAAUUUUUGUCUUUCGGUACGGACGUUUGGAAAAUUGAGUUACCACGGGCGUUCCGAGCCGAAAACACUAUUUAUACCGGAAACAAAUUUCCGAGCACUGUGUACCAUCGAUAACAGAUGGCGGAAUCUGAAGAAAAAAAACGUACGUCAGAGUUAUCAUCGAAUAUUGCUGUCGUUUUUUUUUCAAUUAAAUUAAGUUAUCGUUGUGGAUUGUAAAUAUUUAUUACUAUUAUAUUAUCGAUAAGAACGACGACGAUGCAGAAGUAAUCAGAUUACUCGAAGUAUUUUCAAAGCUGUAGAGAAUGAAUAAAAAAUUUUUAAAAUCAAACCGACGAUCAAUUUCGCCGUAUUAUAGUAUCAUGAGAGAUAAUAUUCAAUCGAACAAAUCUAGAACAUGGCAUACUUUUGUAUAAAGUCAGGGAAUUACUCUUCGGCCGGAGAACAAACAAAAAACGAACAAGCUGAAUAAAUAGAAGAAGUAUAGGAAGUCAUCGGAUCGGUGCGUGCCCAGAGGUAUGCCGCGAGGUCGAAAGAUCAACUGGAAUCGGUUAAUCGAGACCACAAUCGUCAAUUCUCGCCCGAUCGCCACGGCCGCAAGAAGAAACCUAGCCAACGUGUGAAAUAAGAAUGAAUGAGAAAUAGAAAAUCAAAAAGUUUAUCCGUUAGUUUAUGAAAAUAUUUAUCCAAAGAUGGGAGACAUUGAUAUAAAGAAAACACUUGCGCAAUGUUUGAGUUGAAUUAACCAGGUUGAGGCUACGCCGGGGUGUCAUUACUAGACGCAUGUUUUGCCGAUAUCAAACGCAAAACUCGUUCGUUCUUUUGAUAAGGCGUUUAUUAUACCCGUACAUACGUAUGUGCAUACGAUAGUACGCGUAUCGGGGAAUCCAACAUAAUACGAACGCUGCGUAAUUGUUUUGGGUCACACGUCAAAUUACUUUUCAUUAAACGAACCAUUGUACAUUUGUCAGGUAAUAACAGGUUUAUCGUUGCGUGUUCGACGCACGUUCUCCGACUAAACGUGUAGAAAUGAACGCUUAAUUUCAGAAUAACCCCAGAGCGCAAUUACGAAUUGACUCUAAUUCGACGUAUCGUAAAACUCGUCUUCUAUCGUUAGCCUAAUAUUCAUUGCCGUUAAUUAUAUUUUUUGCUUCGGAUGCGAAUGAAAGAUGUCGAUAACGUCUAGGAAUAUUGCACCACUUAUCGCUCGAGUAGAAAGGAAUGAAAAUAUGUACUAGCAAUUAUGACGUCAGUGUCAAACACUCGAUGUUUGCUUUGCGAUGAUUCAUACUUUCCAUGCGUCCCUGUCAAACUUAUAGAGUUCAAACGUAAAUGUAACGUAUAAUUAUCGGUGGAGUAAUUACGUUUUGAAAAAAAAAAAAAAAAACCACACGCUCGACGAGCAAAAGAAGCAAGAUAAAUUUGAAUAUUCGCUCUCGUUCGUUUCACGGGAUAAUUAAAUUUCAAUCACCAAUUUUCUGCAAUUCCGCUGCAGGUGUUUAUCGAGUACGGCGAUCGAAAUUCACGCUUCUUACAGCGACAAUGAACAAUUGGGACUCUGAGUUGUUCGGAUAAUAAAAAUUUUAUAUUUCAACGGAGCGGAGUCGCGUGCUCGACGUCUGUGUAAAGUAUAAUUUAUGUAUAUCGCAAAUAUACCGUGUCUACCUCCCACGAGGUCUCUUCAUGCGCUCGUACGGUAUAUAAACGUAGGUGAUCCACAUCGAACAACUUCAGUCGUUUGACGAACCUCGAUCACACUUCCGUCCUUGCAGCGAAGCGAGAUCCGUAUCGGUGAAAAAUAAUCGUCAAAGGAACUCGGUAUCAGCGAUGCGUUUCGCCGUAUUUGUCGCUAUUCUCGUUUGUUUGAUCGUAACCGGCCCCCGCAACGUCGAAGGAGAGGAGCACGAAAGAUGUGGAAGAGUCGUCUGCGAACCUGGCCAGAUGUGCGUUGUGACGCAAGCUCCAUGUAACGGUUACGACGACUGCAAUCUCCACGCAAAGUGCAUUUAUCCCCAGGAAUGAUCGAUCGAUUGUUCCAACGAAUCUCAUCGCACGUGGGCGCAAAGCAUUUCGAACGCGAACUCUCGGAGGCUUGCGAAAACACGACUCGUGCGCGAAUCUAACAAACAAUAUCCGUCUCCGUGGAAGUAAACACGAUUAAACAUGUGUCCAAAGUUACAGUUUGAGCAAAACUUUAUUUUUGUCUUUCGCCCUCUGAAAAUAUAGGUAUAUUGAUAUAUUGUAGUCUAGCUGUACCCUGUUCCUCGUGUGUUUUUUUUCUACAUUACACGGGGGUAGUCACGAACUGACAAUCAAUGGUUCGACUCUUUUCACCGAGGAAAGAUGCGUCACAGGCAAACCGGAUAGGGAAUAGCAUAAUGUUGUCAAGUUCGUAUCGUAUACAUUACCAAUCUGUACAUAACUAUAAUUCUGGACUAUGAAUUCUGAAUUCCGGAUCGCGUAAUGUGCAAUCUAGAAAUUCAUUCGAGAGUUGGAAAAAUUUUCAACGGAUGGUACGCAAUUCGCUCGAAGGAUAAGUGAACUUGGACUCUCAUCACCGUGUACGAGAAAUAAUUCUAUCUCAAGUGACAAAUUUGGAAUCCUGGACGGAUCGAGGUGCUCACCGGCGAAAAAUGGAAGUGCGGGGCAAUCGAAGUUUCUCGGUGAAAAGGAAAUAAGGACCCGGGCCCACGGAAGUUGCAGAGAUGACAAAGCGGCGGACUCGAAAAACGAAAUCUCCACCGUUGUGUUUCUUGCACGGGUUGUGCAAUAAUAGUAGAAAGUAAUAUUCGAAACGAAAGCGUACGAUGAAAGCCGCUAAUCAUUUCACCUGGAAUAUGUACCGGGUAAAAAAAUCCGGGGUUCCCAUGUAGCGGAGCAAGAGUAUCUUUGUAGUAAUCCCUAGUUCUGUACAGAUGUAACAUUAUCCGCGUUGAACGGAACAAAAUUCUACUAUAAUAUGUAGAAAGUGAAGCGUCAUCACUUGUUUUUAAUCACGCCAUUCAAGAGUCGGCCGUUUUUUGAUGCGUGCAAUUUCGUUUUUAAUAAGACAGCAAACCUGUUAAUAAUUAUGUAGCGACGAAUAAAAGAAAUACCGUUGGUUUUAGAGGGGAAAA